Molecule: messenger RNA, 940 nt
Organism: Neogale vison (American mink)
Lineage: Eukaryota; Metazoa; Chordata; Mammalia; Carnivora; Mustelidae
Gene: MRAP
Product: melanocortin 2 receptor accessory protein
Exons: 3
Coding region: 98-514 (138 amino acids)
Biological process (GO): regulation of adenylate cyclase-activating G protein-coupled receptor signaling pathway; protein localization to plasma membrane
Cellular component (GO): plasma membrane; endoplasmic reticulum
Molecular function (GO): type 3 melanocortin receptor binding; type 1 melanocortin receptor binding; corticotropin hormone receptor binding
Source: RefSeq, a predicted model, not a curated record
GCUGAGCUGUCAGGCACAGCCCCCUGGCCUUUCUCCCAGCCAAACAGCUCUGAUAAGUGGGCAGGCCUUGAGCCCGGAGACCCACAGACACACUUGGAUGACUUUACGGAAAUCGGUUGGCCAGUCCCUCCAAGGGCUUGGACCCGCUUCGGAUGCGCCGCCUGCCAGCGCCGCAGACAUGGCCAACAAGACCAACGCCUCCCGCCCGUACGACGGCUACGAGUAUUACCUCGAUUACCUGGACCUCAUUCCCGUCGAUGAGAGGAAGCUGAAAGCCAACAAAUAUUUCAUCGUCAUCACCUUCUGGGUGAGCCUGGCGUCCUUCGUCAUGCUUCUGUUCCUCAUCCUGCUCUACAUGUCCUGGUCAGGCUCCUCACAGGGGAGGAACAACACCCAGCACCACACAACAUGCCCCUGGAGUCACAGCCUCCAUCUCCCCCUCUGCAUCCGGGGGCAGCCCCCCGGCUCCACGGAGCUCGGCCGGAGCCCCAGGCGGCAGAGCACACAGUCCUGAGCGGCAGCAGCGGUCAUGAGCCCCUGCACUUGCCCCACUCUGCCCCCGCACCCACCCUGCUCUCCUCCCAGAACUGGCCUUCGACAGGGACCCCCACAGCAUCAGGUGAUGUCGGGAACAACUGGGGUGAGCCUCCCCCUGAAGACAGAACCUCUCAACUGUAGAAGCGACACCAGCAAAUCAGUGAACUCAGCCUGAAUGCACGGCUGCCUUCGGAAAGCCUACUUACGUGCAGCCGGAAGCGCAGGCCAGGAUGUACUCUACGAGGGGACACAAGUACACGUGACCCAGGGCUCAGAGUACCCCGCCUAGCACAGGGAAGCGGCCCCAGAGAGUGCGGAUUUCCAGUGCAUUUUACCUGCAAACGUACUUCUUAUGUUCACUUUGGGAAGGGUAGAAAAUAAAACAUAUACGAAUUAAUUUUUA